Messenger RNA from Saccharomyces eubayanus, 1491 nucleotides. It is a transcript of the gene ATG21, whose product is annotated as Atg21p. Gene Ontology annotation, molecular function: phosphatidylinositol-3,5-bisphosphate binding; protein binding; phosphatidylinositol-3-phosphate binding. Gene Ontology annotation, cellular component: phagophore assembly site membrane; cytosol; fungal-type vacuole membrane. The record is from RefSeq and is a predicted model, not a curated record. The transcript has a single exon. Bases 1 to 1491 code for a protein of 496 amino acids. NCBI's taxonomy places the organism in Eukaryota, Fungi, Ascomycota, Saccharomycetes, Saccharomycetales, Saccharomycetaceae. Gene Ontology annotation, biological process: autophagy of mitochondrion; protein lipidation; protein localization to phagophore assembly site.
AUGAAAGUAUUACAGUUCAAUCAAGACGCGACAUGUUGUGUGGUUGCUGCGUCAUCUCAUCAAAUUUCGAUUUAUAACUGUGACCCCUUUGGUAAGUGUUUUGAAAUUGAUACUAAGAAUUCAAAGAGCAAAAAUGGGAAUAGUAGUGACAUAAUUACAAAUUCGGAAUCACGAAAUAAUGAAGAUAGCAUAUUGAUAAGUAAUGGUUCUCGUGACAAUGGCGAUGCGGAGGAAGAGGAGGAAGAUAACGACGACAAUGCCCUUGUCUCAGGAAAUAUACUAAAAGAAGGAGAGUUUGUCAUUGAAAUGCUAUUUUCAACUAGCCUUAUCGCCAUAGCAGACAGAGGACAAGGUUUGAACAAGGGUAAAAAGCUAAAAAUUGUCAACACCAAACGGAAAUCGACUAUCUGUGAAAUUGUCUUCCCACAUGAAAUUAUCGACGUAGUAAUGAAUAGGAAACGAAUGUGUGUGCUUCUGGAGAGUGAUCAGAUUUUCAUCUACGAUAUAUCCUGCAUGAAACCACUGGAAACUAUCGACCUUUGGGAAGAUCAUUAUAAGAGGUCUCAAGCCGCUUCAUGCAUAAAUACUUCGAAUACGGGCGCUUUUGAUGGAGAUUCUGCGAAUUUGAACAGAACUGCUAGUAAUCUACUAUCAAACGCCACGCAGAAGAACGCAAGUAGUUCCAAUGGGAGUGUGAGAAGCAGGAGAAACUCCUUGAGAAGUCGAAUAAGGCCAAGAAUGGUACUAAGUAACGAUGAUAGGAGCAUACUGUGCUUUACUGCAUAUAGCUCACCCAAAAAGAAUAAGCCCAACUCAGAGGUAUUGCAUGAUGUGGUGAUAUAUGAUACUUUGAACGUGACACCACUUAACUACUUGAAUACUGUACAUAAGGGAAAUGUUGCAUGUCUAGCUGUGAGUCAUGAUGGUAGACUACUUGCCACCGCCUCAGAUAAAGGAACCAUCAUAAGAGUGUUUCAUACCGGGGUCGAUUCAGAUUAUGCAUCUUCCAGGUCGUUGUUUAAAGAAUUUAGGCGUGGCACCAGGCUAUGCAAUUUGUAUCAGCUGGUUUUCGAUAAGAGCAUGACUAUGAUUGGGUGUGUAGGCGAUACAGACACUAUUCAUCUUUUCAAGCUUGAUGAAGUUGCUAGCCUUCCCGGAGAUGCUAUUGGCAGUGGUCAGUGGAAUGAAGAAGAAGAGAUAUUAGCAGCAAAUUCUAAUCCUAGUGUGGGAAGUCCUAAAGAAACAUCCAUACCGAAACCAAGACUUGCAAACUAUUUCUCUAAAAAGAUAAAAUCUUCAAUUCCCAACCAAAAUCUGAGCCGUAAUUUCGCACACAUAUCAGUCAAUGAAUCAAAUAGGAAUUGCUUGGGGUUUCCAGACGAAUUUCCUAAUCAAGUUUAUGUCGCCUCGGAUGAUGGAACAUUCAGUAUAUAUAGCAUUCCAUCAAGACCUGGUGAAUGUGUGUUAACCAAAAAUAACAAAUUUAUGUAA